UUUGUUAUGUCUACCAGCUGAUCAACAGCGCGAUCGUUGCAGCGAAGCUGGAAAUUAAUGCCAAAAAGAAAAACCGGUCUAUUUUCGUGUUGUUUUCAUGUUUAUUGCUUCUUUGUUCGUUUGGUUAAGGAUUAAGGAUUAAUUUAGCAGCCAACAAGAACCCUCUCCAGAUGAGCAACCCGACCGUCAGUGUUCUGUGCAGGCUGGGCCACAACAAACUGGCCUGCUGCGCUGGGGUUUAGGUGUAGCAGCAAAUAUUAACUGUUACCAAAUGAUACAAGUGGAAAUAAUGGACAUUGUAACAGCUGUAAGAUCUUCCAGUGAUCUUCAGAGGAUCAGUGACUAAAAUAAUAAUAAUAAUAAUAAUAAUACAGACUGUGCUCUAGAGAUUGUUUGCUAGAACAGAACAGCUGAAGAAGGACAAGAGACAUAACUGUCAUAUAUUAGGCUACCUGUUGUCCUCCAAUGUCAGACAGAGCAGUCAUUACCAUAACAUACAUAUAGCUAUCACGGAAUCUCUUAGAAAUUGAGUAAAAUGUGGUUAAAACUGUUUUUCUUGCUCCUUUACUUUUUGGUUUUGUUUCUCGUGGCUCGAUUUUUUGAAGCCAUUGUGUGGUAUGAGACGGGAAUCUUUGCCACCCAGCUGGUGGAUCCUGUAACACUGAGCUUUAAAAAGCUGAAGACCAUCCUAGAGGGGAGAGGACUGGGGUACUCCGGCCUGGCCGAGAAGAGGGACGUCAGAGAGCUGGUUGAAAACUCUGGAGACCUGAUGCAAGGGGAGCUCUAUUCAGCUUUAAAAAAUGAAAAAGAAGAAGAAGCAGGAUCAGAUUCCAGCACCAGUUUUAGUGGGGAGAUGCACUUUUAUGAGCUAGUGGAAGACACGAAGGAUGGCAUCUGGUUGGUCCAGGUAAUAGCCCAAGAGAGAAAUCCACUACUGAGCACAGCCAACUGGGGGAAAAUGGUACAGAAGGUUUCUCGCUUUGGCAUCCGCACUGGCACCUUCAACUGCUCGAGUGACUCCAGAUAUUGCCAUAAACGUGGCUGGAUGAAGUCCACUCUGAUCAUGUCAGUUCCCCAGACGUACGCCUCGAAAGGAAAGGUCAUACUGAAAGAGUAUAACGGUAGGCGCAUUGAAACGGAGCACAUCUUCAAAUGGAUGACCGCGCACGUCGCGUCCCGCAUCAAGACCAUCCGUUUCUCACAACAGUUAAUGGAGGACUGGUACCAGAGAGAAAAGCAGCCCGUGAAGAUGUUCUUGUUUGCCAAACUGCUCCAGCCCCCUGCCUUCUUCUCAGCCCUCAGCAUCAAAUUCACAGGGCGCAUCGAGUUCAUCUUUGUUGACGUUCGCAACUGGGACAACACCACUUGCUUGGAGGAAAUCGGGGUGCGACAGAUGCCUUCGUAUAUUCUCAAAACACCAGAGGGUAUCUACAGAUAUGGCAACAGCACUGGGGAGUACAUUUCUUUGCAUGCCAUGGACACGUUCCUACGCUCUGUUCAACCAGAGGUCAAUGAUCUGUUUGUUCUAAGCUUGGUCAUGGUCAACCUGAUGGCCUGGAUGGACCUUUUCAUAACACAAGGAGCCACGAUUAAGCGCUUUGUGGUUCUGAUCAGCACGCUAGGAACCUAUAAUUCUUUACUCAUCAUUUCUUGGCUCCCUAUUCUUGGAUUCCUUCAGCUACCAUAUUUGGAUAACUUCUAUGAAUACAGUCUUAAGCUGCUGCGCUACGCAGACACCACCGCUCUCGCCUCUUGGGUCAGGGCAGAUUGGACCUUCUAUUCUUCCCACCCGGCACUUUUCCUGAGCACAUACCUGGCCCAUGGGCUCCUCAUAGACUACUUUGAGAAGAAGAGGAGAUGUAGCAAUGAAGACCAAAAUGCAAACAACCUGGAGUGGCUGUCCAGCCUUUGGGAUUGGUACACCAGCUAUUUGGUACAUCCCAUUGCUUCCUUUCAGAAUGAGUCAGACUGGGAUGAUGAUCCUAAUUUCAUUUUAGACAGGUUGGCCUUCCCUGACCUGUGGCUUCGCCCACUUGUUCCCAUAGACUACAUCAAAAAUCUGCCCACUUGGAGGUUCAGGUGCACACAGUCAGAGAGGACCGUCAGAAUGGACCAAGUUAAUCCAACAAACAAGAUGGUGCACCCGUCGUUCACGGAACCAGGUCGUGAGCAGGAAGAACAAGACAACAGUGCAGAGAGGGCUCAUACCGGUGAAAGGAGUGCAGCUGGGAUGAGGUCUCGAGAAUCCUGGUCUUCUGGAGAGGAACGGGACACCGAUUGGUCCCAGUGGCCCUGUGGCAUGCUUCAUUGCACAGAAUGUGUUGUUUGUUUGGAGAACUUUGAAACGGAAUGCCUUGUCAUGGGACUGCCGUGUGGCCACGUGUUUCACCAGCAGUGCAUCGUGGUCUGGCUGGCAGGCGGGCAGCACUGCUGUCCAGUGUGUCGGUGGCCAUCUUAUAAGAAGAGACCAGCAAGACAACCCUAUGCAGAUUUUCCACCUGAACCAGAAUAGCAUAUUCCACUGAUUGGAAAUUUGAUUCACCAUACAUAACUUAUGAAUUCUUGAUGUGCCCAUUGUUAGUCUGUAGGCCUGUAGAUCCAUGUUAUUAUCCAUGAGUCCUGUUUUAAUUUUUGGUGGUAUGAACCUACAUACACAUUAGUGUGUUAUGGCUUUUUUCUUUUUUUCUUCUUCUUCUUCAAGAUGUUAAGCCUAGGCAUGGACUAAAUAUUAAUUAGAAAUGUUGAACUAAUUUUUUUUUUUUUAGUCCAUGACUAAUGCUUAAUCGAUACCAAAAACCAGCCUACUGGCUACGUAAAUCUUGCUAACAUGAUUUAAAUAUAUACUUGGAGAAUACGUGUGAAAAGUACAGUUUUAUAAUGGGCAAAGUGAGGCACUUUUGUUUGUAACAAAGAAAGUAAUGGCACAAUUGUUGAAAAGACAAGUUUCUAUCUUAGCUCUUAUGAAGUUUAGCGAUGAGAUGAAAGUUACAAAAAAAAAAAAAAAAAAAUUCCCAAUCAGAGUUCCAUGUACGUUCAAUGUGUGUUCGGUUUCUAAAUGUAACGGAUUACGAUAUAAAAUUAAGUUUCAGAACUUGUGUAAUACAUUACACAAAUCAACCGCAGCUCAACCUAGGCAGCUCAGCUGAUUUAUUAGUCAUUUCAUCCUUAGAUCUUUCUCAGGUGGACAGUUCUGACCAGUAUCUAAUAUAGUGGAGGUUUUUUUUUGGGGGGGGGAGAGGAGGGUGAGGGGGGGUUUCUAAUAGAGUAAGAGUGUUGGUGAUUGUUUAGUUAGUUCCUGAUCGUCUUCGAGUAGCAGUCUGAGAGGACAUUGAGUCAAAAUCAUACCGUCACAUCAAGCAAAGCUGGCAUAGUGUUGAAAACAGAUGGUCCUAACUUUAGGCAUUGCCACGUAACAAUUAAAUCCCCGCACAGGCUUUCAUACGCAGUUCAAUUUAAGCAAGGAGCAAGAUACGAGGGACCUUACGGUGACAUUAUAUAAUGGCAAACUCAGUCCACAAGUAGUUUUAUGUGGGGAUGGGCAUGCCCACAGAAAUGUGGGUGAUAGUUCAGUUUGAUCUCCAGUUAACUGUUCAUUUACAGGUGGUUAAAUUUAGACUAUGGGCAGAUUGACUCUUCAUACGGAUAAAAACGAAGUCUUAUCAAAAUAGAUCCUGAAAACAAAACGCAAUAAAUAUGAUAUUACGUACAACUGUGUAGUAAAAUCCGUCAAAAUACUACUGACCCGUUUUACUGUUAUUUUGAUUUAUCCGAGCUCAUUUUCCAUCCACGAAAAUACGACCCUUCUACAUGACUCACUGGCCACGUUAAAGGUCAGCUUGCUUAUAUCAAGCCGAUGUUACGCAAUCAAGCAUUUCUAAGACGGAAGGAUGUCUGGACCUUAACCGGCGUUUAUUUUUUCGACACUGCUUUUGAAAUGUGUAAAAUUACGGCGUCGUGUCCAUGACGCUUGACAAACCAGUCCGUUGAAACCAGUCAGUCACCUUAUAUUUAAUACACACAAAAGAAGAAAACAAACUUGAAAAACAUGCUUGAAUACCAGGUAAAAUGGCCGACUUGGCCUUCCUGCUAGAUUCCGCUACUCCAUCACGAAUUCAUUUUUCUUUCGGCGAAGCAUGGGACUUGUGUUUUGUUUUGUUUUUUUUCCAGAACAGAAUAUAUACAUUGUAAUACCAUUAUUAAUGCCCUUACCCCACUGACAUACUCCAGCUGUUUUGUGUGAAUUUGAAAACAGACAUUGGAGCAUUGGUUUAUUGUGCUGUUCGAUCCAUUAAAGUUGACUUUCACGGU
Ictalurus furcatus (blue catfish) is the source of this 4308-nucleotide messenger RNA. RefSeq names its product ring finger protein 103 (gene rnf103). Lineage: Eukaryota; Metazoa; Chordata; Actinopteri; Siluriformes; Ictaluridae. The transcript is spliced from 4 exons. Gene Ontology annotation, biological process: protein ubiquitination. The coding region runs from base 536 to 2512 and encodes 658 amino acids. The record is from RefSeq and is a predicted model, not a curated record. Gene Ontology annotation, cellular component: endoplasmic reticulum. Gene Ontology annotation, molecular function: ubiquitin-protein transferase activity.